Molecule: messenger RNA, 8510 nt
Organism: Coregonus clupeaformis (lake whitefish)
Lineage: Eukaryota; Metazoa; Chordata; Actinopteri; Salmoniformes; Salmonidae
Gene: stab1
Product: stabilin 1
Exons: 68
Coding region: 304-7881 (2525 amino acids)
Biological process (GO): cell adhesion
Molecular function (GO): hyaluronic acid binding; calcium ion binding
Source: RefSeq, a predicted model, not a curated record
GAAAUCUCAGAGAUAAGGGCUCCGAGGGCCGAGUUCUGGAGGAGGAGGAGAAGGAGGUGCCAAGAACAGUUGAAUUCCACUACUUCUUACAAUUAUUUGGUACUUUAUUGAGACAGUUGUGAAGCGACAGGGGAGAAAGGCGGGCGGGAGAAACAGUUGGAAGGAACAACACAGGGAUUGAACCGCGGUCUCCGGUGGAGAGAGGCACAUAUGUGGUUAGAACUGGGAAGUGUCACCUACCUAGCGCUACUCUGCAUUGACCCAUUGUUUUGGAUGUGUGACUGAGGAGCACUGGACAACAUCAUGCAGUCAACAGGACCCACCACGCUGAUGCUACUGCUGUCACUGGGAACCAUGGUGACGUGUAGUUUACAACAGGCACAGAGCUCUAUGAACCGUUGUGAUGAGACCGGAGCCGACCAGACCACAACCCCCUGUACGUCGUGUGCUGCCUCCCAGACUCAGCAGUGUCCCUGGGGCUUCAAGAAGUACACCACCCAGCCCAUGGAUACCAACAUUGGCCAAGGUGGUUGCAGGUACUCAGUAACCAUCGCUGGGCAACAGGUGGCGUUGGAAGGCUGCAACCACCAAUGUGAGAGGACCGUCACCGUGCCCAAAUGCUGCGCAGAGUUCUGGGGCCCUCUGUGUCUGUCCUGUCCCAGCUGGAAUGGGAGGACCUGUAACUGGCACGGGACCUGCAUGGAUGGAAUAUCAGGGAAUGGGACCUGUGUCUGUAAUGAGGGAUACACGGGCUUUGUCUGCCAGCAGUGUUCCAACAAGAAUUCAUACGGAGACAACUGUAAAUCAGAGUGUGACUGUGUGAAUGGAGAGUGUAACAACGGUCCUGAUGGAAAUGGAGAGUGCUACUGCCAGCCUCCAUACACUGGACCCAGGUGUGACCAAGUCUCUGCUGCCUGUAAGAACUGCAGUGCCUACUCCCACUGUAAAGGUGUUGUGGAGAAUGCUGUGUGUCAAUGUCUUCCUGGGUUUCACAAGACUGGAGACCGUUGCUCAGGUUUCUGUUCAGCCAAGCAGUGUGAUGUGAAUGCGGACUGUUCUUGGCUGGGGGGGCGGGUGUUCCAGUGCCAGUGUAAGGCAGGUUACCAAGGGGAUGGCCGGGUGUGUGUUCCUAUCAACCCAUGUGACAAGGACAACGGAGGAUGUCCUCGCAACUCCACCGUCUGUGUCUACACCAGCCCUGGCAGGUCUAGAUGUGAGUGUAUGCAUGGUUGGGAGGGCUCUACCCCCUCCUCCGGCUGUGGCCUGAAGACUGUGUGUAAUGACACCACCUGCCACCCCACCGCCCGCUGUGAGACCGGCCUGGACGGAUACCCCAGGUGCCUGUGUGACGCCCAACAGAUCGGCGAUGGCUACCGUUGUUAUGGCAACCUGAUAGAGCGGCUAGUGGAGUUGGACAGGGAGGGGACCCACAAGGGGAAGCUCUCUGGAGCCAUCAUGCUAUUUGUGAGAGGCUGUAUGCUGACCAUGAGCCAACGGGGACCUUUCACCGCUUUCAUCCCUCUACUCAAAGUGCCUCUAGCAGGUGUUUCAGACGAGUCUGUGUGUCAACGUUACCUGGUGAGGGGCCAGUACCUGUAUAAAAGCCUGGAUGGAACCGACGUCUAUACUGCAAGUGGACUACAACUCAGGUUCAAGCCCAAUAAGCAAUUCAUAUUGAUGAAGUCUCCUGAGACUCUCUACUCAGUCAUCCAGCAGGACAUCCCAGCAGCCAAUGGAGUUAUCCAUAUCAUCGACCAGCCAAUCAUUCCCAGGAACAUCCUCUCUGACAGCCCAAAGGAUGAGCAGUUGGCUGAUAAGACCAUCGGGGAGAUCCUCACCAGGGAUGGGAAAUACAACCGCUUCCUGUCGCUGGUGGACAACUGUUGGACUACUCUGCCUCUGAGAGGUCCUGGUCCUCUCACUGUGUUCGUCCCGACCAACGAUGCUGUGGACAAGUUCAGAGACGGCAGGCUGAUAUAUAUGCUGUACCACGCCCAGAGCAAGCUUCAAGAGCUGCUGAAACAGCAUAUCUACACACAGGCUGCGUUGACCGUGGACCAGCUGGCAAGCAUGGGGCUGAUUCAGACCAUGGCCAAUCAGAUCCUACUGGUCAACCUCACCAACGAUGGGCAGGUGCUGCUGGGCGGGAAACCUCUUCAGAGUACUAAUAUUAUGGCAUCCAAUGGUGUCAUCCAUAUGAUCGACGGGAUUCUAGUCCCGCCCUCGAUCGUCCCCAUCCUGCCUAAGAGAUGUGAUGUCACAGAGAGCAAAAUCAUCGUGGGCCCGUGCGUGAGGUGCAGCUAUCUCUAUGAGUCCCACUGCCCCGAGGGAAGCGUAGAACUGCAAAGUCACAUGAAGGACUGUGACUAUCAGACAUCUCCUCUCAACCCCACGCACAAUAAAGGCUGUGCUAAAUACUGCAACACUACUAUUGAGAGAGCGGAGUGCUGCAGUGGGUUCUAUGGACCUGAGUGUAAAACGUGUAUAGGAGGAUUCCAGUCACCCUGUUAUGGCAAAGGCACCUGUUUUGAUGGUAUCCAUGGUAACGGGUCGUGUAGCUGCGAGGAGGGCUUCAAGGGGAUCGCCUGUCACAUCUGUUCCGAUCCCAACAAACACGGAGAGAGGUGUGACCAGGACUGCCGCUGUCUCCAUGGCGUGUGUGAUAACCGGCCAGGCAGUAAGGGCGUGUGUAGAGGGGGAUCCUGCCUGGAGGGUUACUCUGGAGACUACUGUGAUAAGGAGGCUAAGGCCUGUAACUCUGAUGGACUCUCUGAGCACUGCCAUGUCCACGCCUUCUGCAGCUACAUCGGCAGCCACACCAUGUGUAUGUGUAUGUCGGGGUAUGAAGGAGAUGGACACUCCUGCACCCUGACCAACCCCUGCCUGAAGGCCGACAGAGGAGGCUGUGACGCUAACGCCCAGUGUGUGUACUCGGGGCCAGCUAACGUGUCAUGUGUGUGUAACGAGGGCUGGACAGGAGACGGCCUUGUCUGUACUGAGGUGGACAACUGUCUCCUGGAGACCAGAGGCGGCUGCCAUAAGGAUGCAGACUGCACGUCGCUAGGCCCUGGACAGAGUGAGUGUACCUGUAAGAGAGGUUACAUGGGGGACGGGACAGUCUGUGACCUCAUCAACCCUUGUCAGAAAAAGAAUGGAGGAUGCCAUUCUCUGGCUAAGUGUCAGUCGGUGAACGGAGGAAACAACAUCUGUGUCUGUCCAGAAGGGUACGCUGGAGACGGAGUCACAUGCUAUGGGAUGAUGAUCGAGGAACUGGACAUGAACACCAAUCUGUAUGGUUUUUACCGCCUGAUACAGAGGUCGUCAGAGUUUGACCUUAGUGGGAAUAUAACAGCUCUGGUGCCUUCCAGGGACGUGAUCCGCAAUCUAACCACCUCUGAGCAGGACUUCUGGUUUGACCGCUACAGGCUCCCGUACCUUCUAAAAGCCCACUUCCUCCAGGGAAUAUUCUCCGUAGAAGACCUGGACAAGCAGGUCAACCAGCGGUUACCCACUCUACACUUACCUACUACAUGGGAGGUCAAAACUGUUGAUGGGGAAGUUAGGAUAGAGAAUGCGACCAUCCUCACCCCCAACAUCCCUUCUAUCAACGGAUACAUCCACAUCAUUAACACGGUUCUGUUCCCCCCCUUGUCAGAUAUCCCACCAGAACCCCAAGGCCUGAUGCAGUUCCUCAACAACACCCCUACCUCCAGCCUCUUUACACAGGCAGCACUGCUCUACAACCUGACAGAUGAGAUUGGUGUCUAUGAUUAUACGAUCCUACUUCCACACGACGACGCCGUCCGAGAUUACUUGAGCCAGACCAACUCUACACAACUGGGUGAAGAGGUAUUUAAAUACCACGUCAUUCUUCAGGAACAGCUGUUCCCGGAUCAUCUGCGGGACGGGAUGGUGAAGAGCACGUUACUGGGGAAGGCCUACCAGAUCAUGUUCCACCUGGGCAAGAACAAUGAGACGUUGGCCAACGAUGUUCUGCUGGAUGGGAGCCACAGUGAGACGAGACACGGGGUGGUCCUGGCUGUUCCCCAAGUCUUACAGGUCCAUAAGAACCGAUGCAGCCAAGACGUGGUCCUACGGGUCAGAGGGAGGUGCUCAGCCUGUGAUGAAAAACCCAGAUGUUUUGUUAGCUACAAACCAGUCAUGAGUCAGUACCCUCUGAACAUGAGAUCUAACUGCAAGUACAGGAAGAGGGUGGGCUCUAGGAGGAAGUCCGUGGCGGGCUGCAUUAUUGAUUGUUUGAGGACGACACAGGACCACACGUGCUGCUCGGGAUACUUUGGCCAUGACUGUUUUAAAUGCCCUGGGGAGCUGGACAACUGGUGCUCAGGGAACGGAAGGUGUAUGGAUGGGAACCUGGGGACUGGGGAGUGUCUGUGCAACGAGGGUUUCCACGGGACAGUCUGUGAGACCUGCGAACCGGGACGCUACGGCAAGGACUGCAAGUCAGAGUGCAGCUGUGCUCAUGGGAAGUGUCUGGAUGGAGUGACAGGAAACGGGAGGUGUGUUUGCUACAAAGGCUGGAGAGGAGUCAACUGCUCCAAGGAGAUCCUGUCUGACGCCUGUGGCGGAAUCUGUGAUGAAAAUGCAAACUGUAAGCCCAGGGAGACUGAGACAGAGGGCCCUAGAUGCCAGUGUGUUGCAGGGUUCACAGGAAACGGAACCGUCUGCACAGAGGUGAACCUGUGUGCCACUGGGAACGGAGGCUGUGCUCAGGUUGCCAACUGCAUCAAUACGUUACCUGGGGAGAGGACCUGCACCUGUCCAGAAGGAUACACUGGAGACGGGCUGUGGUGUCUAGAGAUAGACGGUUGUUUAGUAAACAACGGUGGAUGUUCCAGGAUCGCAGAGUGCAUCAAAACAGGACCGAACCAGGUUGCCUGUAACUGUUUAUCUGGCUACACUGGGAAUGGACUGUUCUGCUACCCGUUCAACCCCUGUCGGAUUGACAACGGGGGCUGUGGACGGUACGCCAGGUGUCGUUAUGUGGGCAACGGAGAGAGGAACUGCACCUGUCAUGGGGGACACAUAGGAGACGGCUUUGACUGCCGCGGCAAGACCCGCAUGGAGAUAUUUCGCCAGUCAGAUGCUGCGUUGUACCGUCGGAUAUUGAUGGUGUCUGAUGCAAGGAGUCUCUACGGUGAUGGGCCCUUCACUACAUUCAUACCUCCUGCAAACAGCAACUUCUCAGGUUUUAUGUACAUUAAUGAUGACGCUAGGAUCGUCUCCAGUGAUUUUGUUACAGCUGACGGUGUGAUUCACUACAUUGACAAGGUCCUCACCCCGUAUGUCCUGAAGGAUCAAAAGGACGUGCCAUCCAAGCUUAAUUUCACUCAAGCAGGUGAACUAUAUGGAUACAUCAAGUUCAGCAAGCUGGUGCAGGAUGCCAACAUGCUGAGCCUGGUAGAGAGCUCCAUCCAUCAGCCCCUGACCAUGUUGUGGCCGUCUGACGCUGCCCUCAGCUCUCUGUCCGAAGAGAGACAACGCUGGCUGUACAGCCUCGACCACAGGGACAAACUCACCGCCAUCAUCAAAGCUCACAUCAUACGCAACAUCAAGAAGAUGACCUUUACGUCUUUCACUACCUACCGGACGAUGCACGGAUCAGCCUUCACCUUCAGCUGUAACAAGAAAGUCGUUGGGGACAUCAUGGUGAACGACAACAUGGCAAGGGUCCUGGAUCGUUUCAUGAUGUUUGACGGUGGCGUCGCGUACGGCAUCGACCAACUACUGGAACCUCCCGGUCUGGGCGCACACUGUGACGGACUGGAGGACAGGACUUCAUAUAGUCGAUGUGGAAACUGCUUGAGUCCCCGCAACUGUCCCCCAGGAACUGAAGAUACGGGCAAGACUGAGAUCUGCAGCUACAUGAACCCCUACUCUAUGUUCUACCCUCGACGCCACAGUGUGAUGUAUGAUCACGACUUCAGCCUCUACCACUCCAUGUCGAGGCACUCCAUUGGUCAGAAGAUGGGCUGUAAGAGGGAGUGUAAGAGUAGAGCCUGGGUCAUGCGCUGCUGUAAGAACCACUAUGGAAGGGAUUGCCAAGUGUGUUCUGGUGGGUUGGAGGCCACUUGUGGAGAGCACGGGGACUGCGAUGAUGGCCGGCUGGGGUCGGGACGGUGCCGGUGCCACGAUGGCUUCAGAGGAAUGGCCUGUGAGCUGUGUGAACUCAAUCACUAUGGAACCAACUGUACAGCGUGUAACUGCACCAAUCAGGGCCGGUGUGAGGAGGGGAUGGAGGGAGAUGGGAGCUGCUCCUGCACUGAGGCCUGGACUGGAGACCGCUGCCACCUCAAAAUAGAGAAGAAGCUGGUGUGUUCUCCAGAGUGCCAUAGCAACGCUGUGUGUCUGCCCAACAACAUCUGUCUCUGUCAGUCUCAGUAUGUGGGGGACGGCUCCAACUGCACCGCUCCUGAUCUGUGUGCGGAGUACAACGGGGGCUGCCACCAGCAUGCAGCCUGUCUCCAGACAGACCUGCAGGUCAACUGUACGUGUCUGUCUGGCUACGAGGGUGACGGCUCUGUCUGCUCACCUAUCAACAGGUGUGUCGCAGAGACCAACGGAGGAUGCAGUGACUUCGCUACUUGCCUGUUCACAGGGCCUAAUGAGCGUCAGUGCGAGUGUCUUGAUGGGUACGUGGGGAACGGGCUCCAGUGUCUGGAGAAGGUGGUUCCUCCCAUCGACCGCUGUCUGGAGGAGAACGGAGGAUGUGACCCCCAGGCUACAUGCAAGGACCUGCAUUACCACAGUAACACUGCCGGAGUGUUCCACCUGCGAUCCCCUGCAGGGAAGUACCAGAUGAACUACACGGACGCUGAGCGAGCCUGUCAGGCUGAGGGGGCUACGCUCGCCACCUUCUCUCAGAUGGCUGAUGCGCAACAGCUGGGGAUGCAUGUGUGUGCUGCUGGAUGGAUAGAAGGGAAGAAGGUGGGCUAUCCGACCAGGUUUCCCUCGGUCAGGUGUGGUGACAACCAUGUUGGUAUAGUGCUGUACAACGACCCGGUGGACCCCAGCAGACAAUACGACACCUACUGUUACAGACUGUCAGAUGUGUCCUGUGUGUGUGGAAGUCGGUACGUAGGCAACGGGGAAUUCUGUAACGGAGACCUGGCCAGUGUUGUGGCUACCAACUUAAACUACUCUGUAUUCUACAAUAUAUUGUUGAAGUAUGCAGGCUCGUCUACAGAGGGAGAAACUCUAUUGGACUUUCUCUCCACCAGUUCAUCCUAUGCUACUCUGUUUGUGCCACUCAACGCUGGGUUCUCUGAGAAUGAGACGUUAUCAGACCGGGAUGUGGAGUAUCACAUCUCCACUAACAACAGCAUUAUGCUCUAUGAGGACCUGAAACACGACGGAGUCGUCCCCUCCCGACUGGGAUAUAACCUCUCGGUGGCCAUUUCCUCCAGCAACACCACACAGCAGAACCAGGAGCCCCAGACGUUCAAACUAGUGAACCGAAGGCUAGUGUUGACCUGGGACAUCCCAGCAUACAAUGGAAUCAUCCAUGUCAUAGAGGGCCCACUCAGAGCCCCACCCCUACCAGUGCACCAUGCCCAGUCAUCAGGCCCUUCCCACCAGGGCGGGACUGUGGCCACCUCCAUCCUGGUCCCCUGUCUGAUAGGCUGCGUCAUCGCUGGCCUCACCUACUACGUCUUCAAACACAAGAACGACGCCUUCCGCUUCCAUUACUUCAAGAAUGAAGAGGAGGAUGAUAAACCUGCUCUGAUGUCCAUUCCCAACCCUCUCUACAACGGAGCCAGCGCCUUCAACCAACCCUUUGGUAUCAAUGAACAAUGUGCUUCACCAGCAGGAGAGGCAGAACCAGAACCGGCUCCUCCAGCACCUCAACUACUGGAUUAAUGAGAACAAUAAAACUCUAUGGAAGAGCUGGAGUCAAUUGACUUUCUGCAUUUGAGCAAACUAUGCUGGGAAUGUGUAAAUAAAACACGAUUUAGCCCUGUGUUUUCCAAAGACAAUGGCUGGGAUUCAAUCCGUAGAAAUGCCGUCUACCAUGUGCUUUUUAAUGUUCCUAUGUUUGUGGAGAUCCUCUACUCCUGUAGCUCAGUUGGUGCCAGGGUUGUGGGUUCGAUUCCCACGGGGGGCCAGUAUGAAAAAAUGUAUGCACUCACUAACUGUAAGUCGCUCUGGAUAAGAGCGUCUGCUAAAUGACUAAAAUGUAAAUGUAAAAUGUACUGGCAAACACUAUUGGAAUUUACUUUUAAAAUGUCAAACGUGUUAAAACGCGGCCUCCUUUAAAAAGGCACAUUGUCAGCUGUCCUAUGUGUAUAUAUCUAUAACAUCUUGAAUUUAAUCCUGGCCUAAUCCUGGCCUAAUCUCGGCAGUAGGUCUGUUUUCCAAAGAUCUGUAAGGGACUAGGGCUAGGCUAUUUCAGAACUGGAUUGAAGACUCAACCCUCCACAGAACACUGAUGCAAAAUGUCAGGCAUGUUUAUAUGUUAUGACACUGUAUUAAAAUAUUCCUUCUAGGCA